Messenger RNA from Corticium candelabrum, 855 nucleotides. RefSeq lists its product as uncharacterized. The record is from RefSeq and is a predicted model, not a curated record. The transcript has 3 exons. NCBI's taxonomy places the organism in Eukaryota, Metazoa, Porifera, Homoscleromorpha, Homosclerophorida, Plakinidae. The coding region runs from base 1 to 855 and encodes 284 amino acids.
AUGGAUGUCAAUUUGAGUGGUCAAGCAGAAGAAAUGGACAGUGGCAGUCAGUCAUCUGCAGAGGAAUUAUAUGCAGUUUCAGCAAGUUUGAAUCCUCCAGCCGCAAAAACUACAAAGGCUGCAGAGAUUAAACACGACCAACGCAUCAAACUCGCUUUGACAGAAGAAGACCUUUUUGUUAAAGAAGUGAAGCACCACAAGACUUGUUACAAGCAAUUUACGCGGUGCGUUGAUCAAGUCAAGCUUGACAAAGAAACUGAGCAAGAUGCUGCUCACCCUGCUGCUGGUCAUAGAUCAUCUCGUAUUGAUUUUGUUGUAGACACCUAUCCAUCAGUUUCAACAAAGGCAUACGAGAGGGCUGCUCGCUCUACAGCUGGAACAAUACGUGUCAAGAUUUUCGAUGAUCAACAGUCUUGUCCUAAGCAAUGGAAAAAAUUUCUUCCAGCAGACGAAAAAAGGUUAGAGCUUGUAGAUUUUUUGGUACAGAUGUGGGGCAGCAGUAGGUAUGCCGAACGACUAUAUGGUGUGCAGCUAUUCGUUUGUCAUCGACAACUCUGCAGUCUUCUUACAUCAGAAGAUGCUUCCUCAGUCCUUGUUUCUUCGGUACCAGCUCUUACUUCAGAUCAUGAAGAGGCCGACAGUCACAUUUUCUUACAUGCCAAGCAUGCAUCAAAUGGUGGCUUUGCCUGUGUUGUCAUAUCCUCUCCUGACACCGACGCAGCAGUGAUAGGAAUCCAUCAUGCCAAUGCCAUCAACGCAUCAUUGCUAUGGCUCACUGGCACAAAGGUAGGACGCCAUUGCAUUAAUCUCACGGAAAUCGCUGUCACUUUAAGCGAAGACAUAUCUUUCGCUUAG